AUGAAUUUCAUAGCUAUAAAUGAUACGAUGAUAUUAGCUGAAUCGGAGAAUGAGAAUAUGUCAUCGGUGUGGGAAUACGAGGAUUUUGUGCUUGAACAUUAUAAGCAACACUUAAUCGAACCAAUAAAGUAUCUCUUAUCAGCUAACAGUGAUUUGGAUUCAAUGUUGAGAAAUGUUGUGAUUGAAACGAAUAACACUAUCGAUGGUUUCACGAAAUAUCGAUCAAUGAUUAAAGCAUGCACCGGUACCAACGUACUUUGUUAUCAGUUCCAAUUCAAAUGGCUGUUAUCAAUAUUUAAUGAACGAGGAAGAGAUGUUCACCUCAUUACGACAAUAAUCGACCUAAACAUUGUGGGUAGAAAAAAUUUACGAAUUUUUAUCGAUGAUAUCGAGCCAGCAAGGCUAAGUUAUGCGACUUUUGAUCUGAGCAAACAAAUGGCAAAAUGGUUAAAGGAUAAAACAGAUGAAACUAUAAUCCGACUACGCUGUAACAACCGAUGCCCAAAAUCGAUACGUCCAAUCCUAUUGAUAAAAGCAAAAAUACAGCAAAACCCUCGCCGAAAACGUAAAACUCGAAGGGAUGAAAAUUGUUCAAAUCGAAAGUGCUGCCUCAAAACGCGAUAUUUUCAAUUCCGAAAUAGCAAUUUAGAACACAUAACAGCACCGGAUGGAUUUCUGAUCAAUUUUUGUGAUGGGAUCUGUGAUCAGACGCUUCUUCCCGCUACAAACGAUCGCAAUGCUUUAGUACAAGCAAUAAAAAUUUCAAAUGUACCUUUUAAUCCAUUCAAAAACAAGUGGGUAUGCUGUGUACCGAUUAAAUUUACAUCUAUCAAUGUCGCUGAGCAGUACGAUAAUGGCAUGGAGCGAUCCAUUCCUUUAAAAAAUGUCAAAGUUGAAGAAUGUGGUUGUGUGAUAUGA
This is a messenger RNA of Acanthocheilonema viteae, 918 nucleotides long. The record is from the annotation of a GenBank genome assembly. Lineage: Eukaryota; Metazoa; Nematoda; Chromadorea; Rhabditida; Onchocercidae.